Messenger RNA from Rhododendron vialii, 1202 nucleotides. RefSeq names its product membrane-anchored ubiquitin-fold protein 1-like. Bases 526 to 879 code for a protein of 117 amino acids. The record is from RefSeq and is a predicted model, not a curated record. Lineage: Eukaryota; Viridiplantae; Streptophyta; Magnoliopsida; Ericales; Ericaceae. The transcript is spliced from 5 exons.
UAUAUAGAGAGAAGAUCAUACGUUAGCCGGCUUCCUAUGUCAAAUUUUCAUUUCAUUUGACUUACGAAUAGGAUUGGAAGGAAGAAGGCUAAAGCGAUUAAUCCAUUGACCUUAGAUUUAGUAGACUUUCAAGAUUCCGAAACCGCCUCUUUUGUGGGGAUUUCCUCCUCUUCUAUAACACCCUUUAUUUAUUCAUUAGCCUUUGUUUUUGUCAAUUACAGUUUGGUGCCCUCUUCUUUCUUCUGAACCAAAAAGGGUAGAGAAAAAGAUCAGUUACAGAGCCAAGAAAACUCUUGAGAAUAUUCAUGAGUAAACUCUUGUAUUGUUUGAUUGAUUUGCGCACAGAAAGGGACGGGUAAUUGGAUCACUUUUGUUGAUCCUUACGAAGAACCAUUUCUUUUAAGCCAGUUUAUUUUUGAUUUCGAAUCGCAAUUGGUUAUUAAGGCCUCGCGAUUGAUUCUUCCGGAUAAGUAGCAAGUGAAGAUCCUGGUGUUUGGAUAGUAAGAAUUUGUGAGAAUUUGGAGGAUGGCUGAAGUGCAAGACCAAUUUGAGAUCAAGUUCAGGUUGACCGACGGAUCGGAUAUCGGCCCCAAAAGCUUUCCUGCAGCUGCAAGUGUUGCAACUUUGAAGGAAAGCAUCCUUUCUCAAUGGCCUAAAGAGAAGGAGAAUGGUCCGAGGACGGUGAAAGAUGUGAAGAUAAUCAGUGCAGGAAGAAUUCUGGAGAACAGCAGAACAUUGGGAGAGUGCAGAAGCCCAUUAUGUGAUGUUCCGGGUGGAGUUACAACCAUGCAUGUCUUAGUCCAAGCACCGCCUUCGGAUAAAGGGAAGAAACUGUCAAAGGGACGAAAGCAGAACAAGUGUGGAUGUGGUAUAUUAUAAACUACUGUUUGACGGAUCGAUAAGAAUCAUUUAAAGAUUGGUUGGCAAACGAUACCAGAGUUGGCAUUGACAGUCAAAUUAUUGAGUUGCUGACCGGUGAGGGGGCAGUUGAUGAAAUCCAUACCUAUCACAGAUCAUGUUCUGGAGCAGGUUCAUGUGUCCAUAUAGCUGCUGUUGCUUUCACAUCCGUUUGGCAUAUGUUGUUUUGUUUUUGUUAACUACAUUCCACUUCUCUAAAUCUAAAUUUAUGUGUUGAGAUUCUUGAGUCGAAAUCUUGCAACUUGCUCUAAUAAUAAUAAUCAUGAUGAUUUAUAGUUGCACCA